Messenger RNA from Cokeromyces recurvatus, 1212 nucleotides. RefSeq lists its product as uncharacterized. The coding region runs from base 1 to 1212 and encodes 403 amino acids. Gene Ontology annotation, biological process: telomere maintenance; DNA repair. Gene Ontology annotation, molecular function: DNA helicase activity. The record is from RefSeq and is a predicted model, not a curated record. The transcript is spliced from 3 exons. Lineage: Eukaryota; Fungi; Mucoromycota; Mucoromycetes; Mucorales; Mucoraceae.
AUGCAGGUGGCAUCUAUUGCCGUUUUGGUUUUCCUCAUGAACUUUCUGAACACAACUUUUUUUGAUGGCAAGAAUAGAACAGUAUAUAAGUGUCAUAUAAGAGAUGCUUACAUCAAUAAUUAUAACCCAUAUUUACUGAAGAUGACAAAAUUUGCCAUGGAUAUUCAAGUAAAUAGCGGCAAAGACGUUUUAUAUUAUUUAGCAAAGUAUCUGUCAAAAGUCGAUUCUGGAGUUAAUUUACAAUUUAAUAUGGAAAACAUGCAUGAUCAUAUGAAAGAUAGAAUCGUAAGUGUCGUUGAUGCAGCGUAUUUUUUAUGUGACUGGAAUAAACAUCGCUGUAGCCGUAGUGUUGUAUAUAUAUGUACUGUGUUGUCUGGAAGAGAUGAAAGAAGGCAAAUACGAAGAGAUUUGGAUCGUUUAGACGUUGCAGACACCAAUAUUUACACAAACACUCAUGUACAAAAGUAUUUAAAUAGACAUCAUCAGCUUGGUAGCUUAACAAUGCCAGAAUAUUUUACUUUAUACAAGACUGCAAAAGAGCAUGAUACAUCUGAUGAACUCAAUGUAGAUGCAUGCACAGAUGCAUUUGGUAUUCGAUAUGAAGCCCGUAGUCAAUCGAGAAAGUUACCAUUUUGGAGAACUCAUGAAUAUAGUCAAAGUGAUCAAGAAGCAUUCUUUUAUCAAAGAUUACUUUUUUAUAAACCAAUUCCAAAUGAAGAUAUGUUGGAUAUAUUAAAGCAAAAUAACAAUGAUAGUUGGAGAGAUGUAUUUUUUGACAUCUGUGAAGACAAUGAUUUCCAAAUAACUGAGCAAGAAUUGGAAAAAAUCAAAAGAAUUGAUCAUAGUAUGAUGAUGAAUCGCGCAACAAGCAAUUUUGGAGAUAAUAGAAAUGAAGAAGAAUAUAUAGAAUUAUUAGAAAGAAUGUUGGAGAUGGCUAAUGUUGAUCAGAGGUCUAUCUAUGAAUUAAUAAGUAACAGUCUUGGAAUAGAUGUUGUUUAUGGUGCAGCAGGAACAGGAAAAAGUUUUUUGUUACGUUUACUUUAUUAUAGAUUCAGAACAAUGGGAUAUAACCCAGUUGUAUUAGCACCUACAGGUAUAGCAGCAUGUACAGCAGGAGGUCAAACGAUUGACCGAUUCUUUGGUUCAACUAUGCAUUAUGAUGGAUAUAAUCCUGUUCGCAUAGAAGACUAUAUGAAAUCGCAUUUAAAGUGA